Messenger RNA from Folsomia candida, 1794 nucleotides. RefSeq lists its product as uncharacterized. Gene Ontology annotation, cellular component: nucleus. The transcript has 5 exons. Gene Ontology annotation, biological process: positive regulation of transcription by RNA polymerase II. Gene Ontology annotation, molecular function: ATP hydrolysis activity; chromatin binding; histone binding. The record is from RefSeq and is a predicted model, not a curated record. The coding region runs from base 1 to 1794 and encodes 597 amino acids. NCBI's taxonomy places the organism in Eukaryota, Metazoa, Arthropoda, Collembola, Entomobryomorpha, Isotomidae.
AUGUACCACACGAUUAUGCAAGAAUCGAUGAAUAGUGCGGGGAAACAUGCCUGUGAUUGUUGCACGUGUCCCCCGCCCCCGCCCAAAUUUCCUAGUUUGCCCCAGUGGGAGGCGGGAAUUAAGGCGCACGUCAAACCAACAGAGGCGACUAAGGCGGCAGUGGCAGCGGCAUCGGCACCAGAAGCGCAGCCGCAAAAUGAAAAAUGGGACGAAUUUAAGGUGGAGGAGGAUCUAAGUUUUAAAAAAAAUGGCGGGUUGGCGGGACAAAUUCAAAUUUUGCGGGGGAAUAUAAUCACCCCGCUAAGGAAUAGGGACAAGUUGAGACAACUCGGGUGGCAGGUAGAGCCUGUGCGGGGGAUUAUUUUUCAUGGUCCCGCAGGAACGGGGAAAACGUUGCUGGGGAAAACUUUAGCGGCGGAGUUGAGUCGGCUAGAUGACGGGAAAGGGAAGUUUGCCUUCUUUUAUCAUAAGGGGACGGAGUGUUAUUCGAAAUACGUGGGGGAAACGGAGGCCAAGUUGAGAGCGAUUUUUGCCAAUGCGGAGGCGAAAAAGCCGGCGAUAAUUUUUAUGGAUGAGAUCGAUGGGAUUUGUAGGGUGCGGGAUGAAAGCGCUUCUAAAUUCUACACCGGCGUGGUGACCACAAUCCUCGGUCUGAUGGAUAACCUUCCCCGGGGAGAAGUUUUCGUCAUCGCGGCGACCAAUCGUCUCACCAGUCUCGACCCCGCCGUCCAGGCAAUCUUGCAAAUUCACACGGCCACGUGGGACGCAAAAUCGAAAAUGGAAGACAACUUUGCAGAUGAAAUCGCACACAUGACUGGCGGAUACACGGGCGCUGAUUUGGAACAAGUUUGCCGCCAAGCGUUCACCUUUGCGAUGCGGAGACAUUCUCAAAAUGCCCCAGACAAUAAUAUCCCGCCAGUUGACUUUGAUGGUUUAAUCGUGCAAAAGCAAGAUUGGUACGGCGCACUGAAAUCGGUCCCACCAAAUGGGACGAAUUAUUUUGGAAAUGCGGUCAUUACGGACAAACCGAUUCCCGCGGGGGCCGCGGCCGCACUGAAAGGAAAAGUGGACGAAAUUACGAAGAGAUUAGCGUAUUUUAUUAGACCGGAAGUGAGCGGGAGUUUGGAUAUGGAGUCAAAAUCUAGCGGGGCUCUGAAUAGUUUCCUGAUUUGGGGGAAUGAUGCGAAACAGCUCAAAGUGAUCGACCAUUUGUUAAUUCCCGCCCUCCUUUCCUCGCCCGGAUUUAGUUCCGUGGUCGCCGCCAAGUUCGAAAUUCCUCCUCUUGGUGUAGGGUUGGAAGUUGUAGAACGCCGCAUUUCCGCCACGUUUACUCAGAUCCUUAACCCGGGUGAGGAUAAACUCGGAGUUUUAUACGUUCCCGGGAUCGAUCAGUUGUUGAACGGGAGGAUUGGCAAGUUUUCGGAAAUGAAGGAACACGACCAGAUUUUGGACAGUUUUGAAAUCCUGCGAGGAGAAAAAGUCCUCCUGCUCGGGACAGCUACCGGUUCGCCGGACCAGAUGAGUGACAGGGUUCAAGGGCUGUUCAGAGGCCUGAAAAACACUCGGCAUUACGAAUUCACUGGCCCAAAUGCAACCGAGAUACGACUCGCAUUUUCCCACAUUUCUGGAAAGAUUCCGACCACCGCGUUUGAAAAAAUUAUGGCAAAAUUAGGCGGCCUAAAUGAAGGAGGAGACGAGUUUAGUGCCAGAAAAAAUUUGACUUUGUACGAUUUGCUCGAUUUUAAGGGGGAAAUUUCCCAAAUUUGUGCCCAAUUUGAUCUAAAAUCAGUAUAA